Orbicella faveolata is the source of this 1448-nucleotide messenger RNA. RefSeq names its product tyrosyl-DNA phosphodiesterase 1-like. NCBI's taxonomy places the organism in Eukaryota, Metazoa, Cnidaria, Anthozoa, Scleractinia, Merulinidae. The record is from RefSeq and is a predicted model, not a curated record. Gene Ontology annotation, biological process: DNA repair. Gene Ontology annotation, molecular function: single-stranded DNA binding; 3'-tyrosyl-DNA phosphodiesterase activity; double-stranded DNA binding. Gene Ontology annotation, cellular component: nucleus.
CAGAAAGAAGAUGGCGGCAAAAGUUAAAUCUUGUGUCGUUUUAUCGGAUUCCUAAAACUGGCUUAAGAAAACUCAUCUUGGGUUGGAAAUAGUUCCAAAACCUAUUAAGGAAAGAGACCUAUCGCUCUCUACUGAAGUUAAUGUUAUUAUUAGAUCUGAAAGAGCUAAAAAUCCGGAAUCGCCACUUUCAGAUUUUUUGGAAAGAACUACCCGAUCAUCAGAAUGAGUGAGGCCAAAGAGAAAAAAACAAGAGACGGAAAGUACGACGACAGACCGAUAUGCAAGUAUGGAGCCGAUUGUUAUCGUAAGAAUCCUGCUCAUUUUGCGGAAUAUCGACAUCCAGAUUAUGACUCUGAAACUGAUGACGAUAAUGAAGAGUUGGAGAACUCUCCUCCAGCCAAGCGACAGAAGCUAGAUGUUAGAGAAGAGUCGAGUGGGUCAUCUGCAUCAUCAUCCUCCAAAAACACCAAUAACAAGGAAGAAGGUUGUUUGCCGUUUUUGUUGACCAGAGUGCGUGGAAUUCCUUCAGAAUUCAAUGCCAGAAAUUUAGCUAUUGGCAUUAAAGAUAUUCUUUCAAAUGACAUGGGUGACUUGAAAGCAUCAGCGCAGUUUAACUACAUGUUUGAUAUCUCUUGGUUGACUGAGCAGUAUCCUGAAGAUAAAAGGUCCAAACCUUUGCUUAUUGUUCAUGGAAAUCAGAGGGAAGCAAAAGCUGAACUUCAAAGAGAGGCUGAGCCAUAUCCAAAUGUCCAACUGUUUGCCGCCAGGUUGGAAGCUUUUGGAACACAUCAUAGCAAAAUGAUGCUAUUGUUGUAUAAAGAGGGUAUUAAAGUGGUCAUCACAACAGCUAAUCUGAUUGCCAUGGACUGGGACCAAAAAACACAAGGGUACAGACUUUUUCCCACAGUGGAUAAUGUUCGGCAGAGUUUGGAAGGCUAUCCAGCUGGUGGUUCGUUGCCGUACAGCUCUAAAACAGCAGUGAAACAGCCUUACCUCACAAGUUUCUUUUGCUCAUGGAAAUCCCGCAGCUGUGGUAGAAGUCGCGCCUCUCCCCACAUUAAGACUUACACCAGGAUAUCCCCUGACUGGAGCCAUGUGGCUUGGUUUCUUAUGACAAGGCGGAUUUCUUGUCAUGUGACAGUAUUUUUACCAUGUUUGUUUGUGUUCUCAAUAGAAAACCCAUGGAUGUGGGACGUCAGGUAUAGCACACCGGAUUGUCACGGGAGAAUAUGGUCACCGUCUUAACGGCUCGAGUAAUUGUAACACAAGAGAUGAAAUUCUGGGCUCAAGUUGAGAGGACAAGGGGGGGCCAAUACAAUAUGGGGGACAUUAGGCGUGUUCUAAAUUGUGAAACGUCUUUUGUUUGGACGAAAGUUGAAGACUGCCAGUAACUGUGAAAACUCCAUAAAGAGUUUACUCGACAGAACAUUUUGUAUUUUGCGAGCGUU